AUGUCAAACUUAAAUGAUAGUAUGAAAGAAGAAGAAAAAGAUGUUGUAAUAGUCAGCAAUGAUCUGAGUGAUUCUUCAUUGUUAUCUAAUUCAAGUACGAUUUCAUCGAAUGAAGAAUUACCUAUUCCACGCUUACAGGAUUCAUCUUCAAGCUUAAUGACAAGUCUCAUUACUACAACGUCACAAUUAUCAAUAUCAUCUGAAAUCAUCAAUCAAUUACAUAAUGUAACAUUGCCUUAUCCAUUGCAAUUAGAUAAAGAAUAUAUUUAUCGAAUUGGAUUAAAUCCAAAUGAAUUUAUAGAUUAUUGUCAAUUUGAACUGAUGAACUUUAUGUUUAAUGAUCCAAUGGAUAUUAUUGAAAAUUUUAUUCGAUAG
This is a messenger RNA of Rotaria sordida, 375 nucleotides long. NCBI's taxonomy places the organism in Eukaryota, Metazoa, Rotifera, Eurotatoria, Philodinida, Philodinidae. The record is from the annotation of a GenBank genome assembly.